Molecule: messenger RNA, 4095 nt
Organism: Galleria mellonella (greater wax moth)
Lineage: Eukaryota; Metazoa; Arthropoda; Insecta; Lepidoptera; Pyralidae
Product: exonuclease GOR-like
Exons: 1
Coding region: 97-1269 (390 amino acids)
Cellular component (GO): nucleus
Molecular function (GO): nucleic acid binding; exonuclease activity
Source: RefSeq, a predicted model, not a curated record
AUUAGUACAGCGACUGCUCGCCCGACUGCACGUAUCAGUCGGCUCCAGCUCCGUAUUAAUUGUUUAAUCCAUGUGUAUACCAGCCAGAGGAGAAACAUGUAUUACUAUAUGGAAUUUAAUGAUCGGUUUAAUCAAGAGACCGUCACGACGGUGGAUUCUGCCAGCAUCGCAGCACACCUGCACGAGCCGCGUGAACUACACUUUCCCCCGUUCGCGCCGUCGACGCCGCAGAGAAUCUCUUCGGAAGACCUAGCAGAGGCUCUUCGCCCUCACCUUCUGCCACCAGAGCGGAUGUGGGCAUUAGGAUAUCCCCUGGAAAUAGAGCCAGACUCAUUGAAGGCAGUGUUCUACAUAAAUCCGCCGCUUCGAUCGCGACCCCUACCGUAUACCGUAUCGACGUGGGACGUUAACGCUCCGGAGUUCGUGCCAAGCGAUUCAUAUGGUGACAGCGGGCAAGGUUCGUGGGGCUCAACUUCACGGUCCGACAGUGAAGAAGAAACCGAUGCCGUGGAUGUACAUUUGUGUGUGCGUUGCAAUAACGUAUAUGAAGUGACUCGCGAAGGCGAUUAUUUAAAAAAGGAGUCGUGUAUGUACCACUGGGGCCGUCUCAUGGGAGACAGGUAUACAUGUUGUGAGGCGGUGUUCGGUACCAGAGGUUGCACACUAGCAUGCUUCCACGUAUGGAGUGGUACACGACCGGGUAUGAACGGGCCUUUUGAGGGAUAUGUACGAGCGCGUUCACCACGCGGAGGAGUAUAUGCGCUCGACACAGAAAUGUGUUAUACAACGGCAGGAUUGGAACUAACGAGUAUUGCCGUUAUAGCACCAGAUGGCCGACUAGUAUAUAAAGCAUAUGUUAAACCAGAGUCGCCUGUUGUUGACCACAAUACCCGGUUCUCAGGCAUCAGGCCGCGCGACUUGGGUCGCGCGACCAAGACUUUAAGAGAUGUGCAGAACGACAUACUAGGAUUCGUUGGAACCGAUACGAUACUGAUUGGCCACGCUUUAGAUAACGACCUCAGAGCGUUGAAAUUAUUACAUAGUGCAGUACUGGACACAUGUGUAUUAUACCCUCACGCCAAAGGCUUCCCAUUAAAGCGAUCGUUACGUGAUCUUUCUAAGGAAUUCCUUGGAAGAAUCAUACAGCAUGACAUCGCAGGUCAUUCGCCUUUAGAAGAUGCUCGGGCAGCUAUGGACUUGGUUCUUCUUAAAGUGCACGAGGAGAGAGAGAACCAUGCGCUCGAAUGGAAUCAAUCGCACGUUUUGUAACCGAAUGAUCAACCAGUCAGUGCCGCGUAAAUUAUAUAGUGAUAAUUUGAAACAAUUGUUCUAUAAACUAUGAUUUACUACUAUGUUAUGUUGUAUAGAGUGAAACGAUAUUUUUGUGACUAUAACGUUGACGGAGAGCGCGUACUGAAUAGUAUGUGCUUUCGGAUUGCAUUCAGGCAAUAAACGUGUUAUUUUUUUAUUUUUUUUUUUUUAAUUUAUUUAAUCCUCCUAUCCAACCCAAAUUGUUUUAUAAUUAUUGGUUAGGGAUCAGCCAGGGAGCCUUGUUCUAAAGAAAGGGCAGCGUUAUAAUUAUAAAUGUACACUAACUAAUAUUAUAAAAAGGAAAGAUUUGUGUUUUUGUGUGUUGCAUGUAUGUAUGUUUGUAAUGAAUAAACUCAAAAACUACUAUGCCGAUUUCAAAAAUUCUUUCACGAUUAGAAAGCUACAUUCACGCUGAGUAACAUAGGCUAUAUUUAUUGCUAGAAAAUAUUAGGGAUGCUUACUAAAACUUUAGUAACGUAACUCAAGGUGUAAAAAACAAUGCUAUAAAAUAUCUUUCGUCGCAUGCGCUGCGGAAACUAUUGGUGAUAGAACAAAAGUAUGUUCUGCAAUAUUAAAGAAAAUAUCGAUAAACAGAGUGUCCGGUAAUGAAUGGAUAACCUUGAAACGUUUUAUAGUUCAACUUAUGGCCGUUCCAAGAAAUUCGAAACAAAAUAUAAGUAGUACCUUUGUUAUCUAUAUUUUAAAGAAAGUAAAUUUAUUUUACUAUGACCAUGAAAUGAAUGAAUUCUAUUGGUCUUUUGUUGUUUUAUUAUUAUACACUAACUGUAGUGAUAGAUAGAAAGUGAAUAGUAGGACUAGCUUGCAGUUUUUUUUUAAUACGCAAACUAAUUUUUUUUUUGAUGGGUGAAAAUGGUAUGGUAACCCCGCCUGCGCUAACGGGAUACGCUGGCGGAGCAUCAGUGAAGAUGAUAAAUUCAUCAGGAAUUAACCAUAAUAGUUUCCAGGGGGAACCGCGAGGAGGUCGACCUGGUUGGGUAUAUUGCUAGCAAUGGGAUUCUCAGUCUCUAUUACUAACAAUUCCUUUCCCCCCCAAAAAAACUAUGGUGGUUAAUUUAAGUUGAAUUCGUCACGAUGGGCUUAUGGACCUAGUUUCAUCGCCACUUAUCACUCCUUACUGGUGCCUCGCCAGCGUAUACUGAUAGCGCCGGUGAGGUUACCAUUUCAUUAUCACCCAUUAAAAAAUAAAAAAAAGCACAGUGGCAUAGAAAGUAGUGAGUGGGUAGUUAUUAUUAGCAGUAGAUUAAUAUACAUAUUAUAUGUUACAAAUAUGUAGGUAAUAGAUACAAUUUUCAGAGAUGUAGCUAAUACACGACAAUCGGUAUUUUAUUUAUUCGAUAAUUAUAAAUGACUCUAAAAAUAUUGUAAGCAUAGCAACUGUGUCUAUUACAGAAAAGAAAUUAAAUAGUUUAACUUGAAAGAAAGUAUAAAAUUGAAAUUUAAUGAUCCAGAAUCACACGAUUGCACUGGCUUCUGUAAAAAUUUUGAGUUCUUGUAGUGGGCAAUGACGUAUUAAAGUACAUUUAGUGGUUUUCACCUAAUUAAUAUGCACAUGUAAUAGACAUAUAACGGUUGACAAUGUAAGGCUUGAAGCAAUAAUGAUGAUAAUUAUAAUGAAAUACCAUCAUUAAUGAUUAUAAUAGUAUCUAGUAAAUUUAUGACGAAUUCCUAAAUAAUUAUCAACUAAUAAAUUCCAAUAUCCGUACAACUAGCGUUAGUUAUCUAGGAUCUAUAGGUAUAUUACAAUAUAAAAUUAGUACAAAAAUUAACAGAUUCUAACUAAAUAGUCAUUACAUUACCAUAAGUCAUUGAUGAAAUAUCAUUAAUGGUUUAAUUAUUGGAAAGUAAGUUCAUUUUAAUUACUUAAGUAGUUAAAAAUAAUAAUUAUCAUAAUUCCAAAACUGAUUGAAAUAUAGGUAAAUUGUGUAGGAAGGAUUUUCCUUUUCAUAUUCAAGCUGUUGUAAAAACCAACUAAGAAGUAAAGAACAUAUACGAGAGUGUAAGAGAAGGCAAAUAUAAUAAGAAAAGUAACCCUAUACCAAGGUCCCGGUCAGCGUAAUAUACCUACUAUGCUAUAUCAGUUUAUUUAUACAGUGGGGGAAUGUUAAUGGGUAAUCAAAGUCAAGGAUAGAGAGGAUGAACGCUAUAUUAAAGAAAGUUCAGGCUCUCGUAGUCAAUUUAUUAAGAAAGGGCUGAAAAUUAUUUUCAUAUCAGUUUUGGCAUUAGUAUGGUUGUCACUACAAUCAUUGUUCAUUUGUGUCUAUGAAGUUGUUUUGUUUUGUUUCAAAUUUGUAUUGUAUUGAAUAAAUUAUUGUAUCUGUAUUGUAGUGUAUUAAAAAUAAAUGAAAUGAAAAAAAAAAAAAAAAAAUUACUUGGGAAAAGUUAUACGAAUGUCUAUUGACGAUGGUAAUUAAUUAUCAGGUAAACUACGUGCUCAUUUGCCUAUGUUAUAAAAAAAGCUGCACAGAUUCACUCAUGAAUACUAAAUUCUAAAAGACCAUGUUUCUCUUUAGUAUAGUAACUACAGAUGGGCAAAGCACCGGGUUUAAACCCGGUGCUUUGGUAAAAACCCAAUAAACACCCAUAAACUCCCAUAAUCACCCAAAAAAAUAGGUUUUUACGUAUUUUUUUGAAAAUAUGUAAGUAAUACCAAUAAAUUAUUUUUAUAAAUUGUAUUGAUCAAUUCUACAAUAUUAAAUAAAACGUUAACUAAUAAUAUUUCAGGAAAUUUUAAAAAUCUAUAUAUAAUAAAAUGAAAGUAAUUAA